This is a messenger RNA of Fraxinus pennsylvanica, 795 nucleotides long. The record is from the annotation of a GenBank genome assembly. Lineage: Eukaryota; Viridiplantae; Streptophyta; Magnoliopsida; Lamiales; Oleaceae.
AUGUUAAAUGCUGAAAGAGCCAUAGCUAGCAGCACUCAACCCGAUGAAGAUGAAAAUAUUCGAGACAUCCAUGCACUAACCCCGCCACGGCCGCCCUCCGCCACCCGAGCAGGCCGCCGCGGCCGAGAGGCUUGGGAAACAAGCAGCCAUAGAUCAUCGUCUUUAUCCAUGGCUAGCAAUGAUGGUGCAUCAACUGAAAAUUUUACAAGUAUCAGUAGAGAAUUUAACGCUCUUGUUCUUGCAGGAUCUACAAUAGCCAAUAAUGGGACAGAAAAUGGUGAAAAUAGCCAUAGUUUAAACAAUUUGCUAAGGAUUGGGGAGGAGGAAAUGGCUGAAGAAACCAACCCUUUGGCUAUUGUGCCUGAUAAUAAUCCAUUUCAGCCCAGAUCACCGCCACGUCGUGGCGGUGAUGUUGGUGCCGCCGUCAAUGAAGGUGUCUCUGUACAGAGAGUGAAGAAAGAAGAGGUGGAUGCAAAGAUAAAUGCAUGGCAGAAUGCUAAGAUUGCCAAGAUUAAUAAUAGGUUUAAGAGGGAGGACGCUGUAAUUGGUGGCUUGGAGAGUGAGCAGGUCCAAAAGGCCACCUCGUGGAUGAAGAAAGUCGAGAGGAAGCUCGAGGAGAAAAGAGCAAAAGCCUUGGAAAAGAUGCAAAAUGAUAUAGCCAAAGCACGAAAAAAGGCCGAGGAAAGGAAGGCAUCAGCUGAGGCCAAGAGAGGAACAAAGUUGGCUAGGGUUCUUGAGGUAGCCCACUUGAUGAGAGCCAUCGGAAGACCUCCGGCCAAGCGUUCAUUUUUCUAA